AUGUCUAUGAUAGAGGAUACGUUCAUUCGCUUAAUUUCUCCUCUGAGCUUCCAUCAUGGAAGGCGAGAUGGACAUCUAUAUAGCGAUCAAAAUGGUGAGAACAGCUCGUUAACUGCUUUUGGAUCUUUCUUCAAGAAAAACCGGCACGCUUCCGCUUUACCAGACAGCGAGUUCACUCGGCUUAUGAACGAGACCCUCUCCAGCUAUCCUUUACGGUACAUUGUUCGUGAGACUGCCCGCAUUGGUUGCUGCACUACGCCUUCAUCAUAUCACGCACUACCCUAG
Molecule: messenger RNA, 285 nt
Organism: Cooperia oncophora
Lineage: Eukaryota; Metazoa; Nematoda; Chromadorea; Rhabditida; Trichostrongylidae
Source: the annotation of a GenBank genome assembly